AUGACUCUGGAAAUUCAAUUCAGGCAUGACCUCCCCCAGCUGAAGGAAAUCCCAAGGGAAAAUGAGCUGUCCGUCACUGUACGGAAACACUUAAAAUAUCUUAUUGGAGUUGGAAUGAAAUUGGGUGCCUGUGAGCUUCAAAUGAAUGGGGACUUUGACCCUGAAAAGAGCCUUCAGUGGAAAAUGCUUAUAGAAAACAAAUGCCAAACAAUUCAGGAUCUUGGAGUACCAAUGAAAAUUGAUGGCUCAGGCUACCUUUUGAUGGAUAAAAUGAACCUAGAUUCACAGACACUGAUCACUGUUGAUGAAAGUAAAUUCCGAGGACUCCUUAUACUAAAAGUCAAUGAUGAAAGGCAAGAGUUGGAUGCUGUGCUAACCCAUAACAUCCAAGAAGCUGCUGACAUUGGCAUUCCCAUGAGGAUGUUACUUGAUGUGAUAUCAGAAAAAAACAGUGACUUCUACAAAGGAUUUAUUAAUUUCUGUGUGAACAACAAGCAAAUUACAGAAGAACUGGACUUUGUCCAGAAGUUGGAUGUUGUGUCUCUUAACUACAAGCUUACUCAUAACAUAGAGACAUUGAAGACUUUGCAAAUAAAAGACAGGAUUGAGUUGCAGGCUGUCUUGAAUGUCAAAGUCACUAGAAGCUUUAGUUUUAAAGUGCUUUAUGGUGCUCACCUAAUAGUUCUUGAAGGACAAAUCCAGGAGUUUGGAACAAGUACCAACAUAACAGGGAAUUUCCAUCACUCUUUGCCAUGGCUGCUACAAGCCAGAGUCCCAUCAUCUUUACAGAUAGACGUGGUUUUUCAAGGGAGAAACACUACUCAAGAGAGGUAUGUGCACGUUGCAGCUGGAGAAACAUCAAUCACAUACAUAAUUAACUCCUAUUAUGUUGGCCACCAAGUGGAUCUCUUCUGCCAGAGUGUGCACAGCAGUGAGGUACUCCAGGCAUCUGGCUAUCCUAAGGCAAUCAACUUGAUUUUCAGUUUCCAGAAAUCAGAAAACAAAGCCAAGACUGCCUGUGAAAUCCAGUAUGAUGAGAAAGAUGUAACUGUGACUGUGGAUGUUGACACAGACUUUGAACUCUUUGGUGUAUUUGUGUUCAUGGCAGAGGUGAAGCAUUCAAUAUCACUUCUCCAUCGCCUGGGACUUCCCUUCUUUCUUAAGAGAGAUUCUUUAGCAUUUUCAGGAUAA
Pseudopodoces humilis (Tibetan ground-tit) is the source of this 1191-nucleotide messenger RNA. NCBI's taxonomy places the organism in Eukaryota, Metazoa, Chordata, Aves, Passeriformes, Paridae. The record is from RefSeq and is a predicted model, not a curated record.